UUCGCGCGACGAGAGAGGAUCGGAAGACAUGAUGUCGACGGACGUAUCGCUCAGCAGCGCACCGAGCCGCACCAUCUGCGAGGAUGUAAAUAAAGCACCGCUUAGCUGACCAGCUGGCCGAGCGUAAGCACCUCCCGUGCGAAGAGCCGCAAUAUGCGUGUUGCCGAAUGCGUGACGAGCAACUACCAAAGAUGAACGUUCCAUUGUAUGGCGUUCUCGGAGCUGCCGCGAUUCUACUUGUUUACAUCCUCGGCGUGGAAACGCUCGCAAAACUCCUUGUAUGCUUGCUUGCGUUAAUUUUAGGGACAUUGAUCUGUAUAUAUCGAACGUACUCACCGAAUCUCAACAAUGUAAUUAAGUCUGAAAGGGAAGAUAUAACUAAGAAGACUGAAAAGUUCCGGCAGUAUAUAUUAGAUCAGUCUAGGGAGAGGAUGACAUUCACAUUAGAUAGGAGAAUAACUGGUAGCCGUGUCAUUGAUGAAUCCCUGCAAGAAAUCUUGGAUUUCUUAAUCAGAGAUUACGUGGAGCCAUGGUACAGUGUUGUUACAGAUGAUGAAGAGUUCAUCUAUUCUGUUCGAGAUACCGCCCAAAAAAUCGCCAUCAAUGUCGCAAAUAGGGUCAAGAGCGUCGAUUGGAUACCCUACUUGACUACGCGACUCGUUGACGAUGCAGCUUCACAUGUCAGGCUGUAUCGACAAGCAAGCGCGAGGAUGAAGCAAUUACGAUCGAGCAGAAUUCAAAAGGACAGCGCCAGCUCGAGCACGUCAGGUGGAACGCCAAAGAAGACGCCGACUCAUCGCCGGAACAAGAGUGAGACCGAUGUAUCCUGGUACUCACAAUCGAAAUUUUAUAUCCCCAACUUAUCGUCGCUCAUUGAACCGAUCGAAUCAUCUGGCGAAGAGAAGGAAGAUGAGUCGCUGGAAAAGAUAUUCUUUGAUCUCGAAGUCCAGAUGGAAAAUAACCUGAUAUGCAGGGACCUGGUGUGCACGAAUGACACUCAGGAAUUGGAAUUCCUGGGUGAGAUAUCCGAGAUCCUGUUGUACCUGGUGCUACCCAAAGCAGAUUUCGAUUGUUUGACUGUGAGAUUUAUUUUAAGAGAGCUGUUAGUGAACGUUAUAAUCAGACCGUUGUUGGAUCUGUUCUCCGAUCCUGAUUACAUUAAUCAGGCGUGUAUAUGGCUGUGUACUAAGGAGGGUAGUUUACCAAGUGAUAUCUUUUUAACAGUAAUUAGAAUAACGGACAAUUUAGAUGAAUUAAUGGCGACGAAAAAUAUACUCUGUAAAGAAAUAGCACAUUUACGUUCAAAAGAUUCGGGCGGAGACGACGAUCUGUCGGUGAAACAGCAAUUGAACAGCCUGCUUUACGUGAAAAAAAUCUUGGAGACGAGGAUUAUCGGCAUGCAGGAGGGCUUGGAGACAGAAACGGACGGGAUCGGCGCUCAACCGGAAUGGAACAGAUUACUCAUCCCGGGUCAGAAACUAGUUAAUUUGCCGUUAGACGAAUUGCUGAAGAACAAUAUUGCUCUCAGUUAUUUCAUCGAUUAUAUGACCUCCAUAAAUGCGGAGGCGUACCUGUUCUUUUACCUUAAUAUCUACGGAUGGAGAGUCUCGGCCGAGCAACAAAUAUCGGACAUAGAGCUGCAGAAGAUCCAGAGCGCUCAGUCCGGUUCAGGUGUGAUCGGCGCUAAACGCAAAAACGCGGACUUAGACAAUCUGAAGGAGGCGGCCACGAAAAUUUACCAGCAAUAUCUCAGCGACAAGGCAUCGCCCAAAUUGCAACUGGACGACAUGCUGGUGAAAAAUUUGUUGACCAAAACGAAGAUGGAAUCGGUCAAGGAGACGUGGUUCGACGAGCUGAGAAAUUGCUGCUACGAAAAGCUGCAGAAUGAAGACAGAUUCCUGCCGGGCUUCAAAAGAUCGCUGGCUUACGUCAAGUUACUCGCCGAGUUGGAUCUCCUGAAGGAUCCAGUUUCCGAGGACGAUGCAAAAUCCUUGGACAGCAUAAGCCUGUCCAGUACGAACAACGAAUUGGACACCCUGGAAGAAUUGUCCGAGACGAACGACGCGAAACCUGUUUUAACCGUGAAGGAAGGCACUAAGAAAUCGAACUCCUCGUCGAGCUUGGCAAGUAUAGGAGAGGCGAACGAAAAUAGAGCGUCCGACGAGGUCGACGCGGACAUGAGCAAUCUGAAGAGCGCGAAGUAUGGUCGUAAGGAAUCGAUCGCGGAGAUGGAGCAAAUCGGCGAGAAAAAGGACAUUUCGUUUUACGUGGAAACAAACAACGCGGAACAAUUUGUCAAGCUGGACGAGAACAACUACGAUCAGAAUGCAAUUAAAAAACUACAGCAGGGCCGCUUCGAGAUUACUGCCACGAUAAUAGAGACCGGUAUCGUCAACGAUCGCGGGAAAACAUAUGGCAUAUACGCCGUAGCGGUCACGAAAAAUUAUGACUCGGGUUACAAGGAGAAGUGGCAUAUUUACAGACGAUACUCCGACUUCUACGAUCUGCAUCAGAAGAUCAAGGAGAAGUAUUACGAUCUAGCCAAGAUACCUUUUCCCGCGAAAAAGGCUUUUCACAACAUGGAGCGCACCGUGUUGGAAAGACGAAUGUUGAUGUUGAAUGCUUGGUUGUGUCAACUCACAAAACCUGCAAUCGUCGAUGGUCACAUGGGACUGCAGAAUUUGUUAUUAGCCUUCUUGGAGCAAGGAGAUUACGAUAAGGGAGUCACCGGCGGGCAGAUAUCGAGAACGAUAGAUACUUUAAUGAACCCUUUAAAGACGUCCAUGAAAAGCGUGACACAAGCAGUCAAAACAAUGCCAGACAACAUGUUGAGUACAGUUGACGGCGUGAUGGAUAAUCUUAGCAAAUUUUUCGGCAAUCCUAAGAAAACGAGUAUAUUUUACGAGAACACCAAAGUCGGCGCCAGUCUUGAUACAGAGACCGACGACAACAUACCGUUACGAAUUAUGUUGCUACUGAUGGACGAGAUCUUUGAUCUGAAAGUGCGAAAUCAGUGGCUGAGGCGGCGUAUCAUAACGCUGUUACGUCAAAUAAUUCGUACGAUGUUCGGAGACAUAGUUAACAGGAGAAUAGUGGAAUAUGUAUCAUUCUUAACCAGUCCGUCGAAAGUUGCUGGAUAUUUGCGCUUGUUCAAGAAUAGCUUCUGGCCAAACGGCGUAAAAGCCGAAAACAAGCCGCCACGAGACCCGGAAAUGAAGAACAGAACGCGAGUGGCAGCUAAGGUAGCUUUGCUUUCGUGUCUUUCGGACGAACUGAAACAUAUCAUAGGUAGCGAGACGACGAGGCGCGGAUUGUUGAGAGUGUUCGAGCUGUUUCAGCGACCCGUAAACAGAAGACUGUUAUACGUGUUGCUGGAGGGUAUCGCGGAGACCCUGUUCCCGCAGAACAAUCUAGUGACGGUUUUCAGGAAACUGUAUUCGGUGUCGCCGAGAGUGAGGAAUAAAGGCAAAACGAGAUCCUGAUGGAAGAGCAGAACGGACUGAUGUCCGGAUGCAAUAGUACGAGGACAAAAUAACUAGUGAAAUUAAGAAUCUCGAUUUUCAAUAAAUGAUAUAUCGUUUCUUUAGCUUAGAGAUUUACGAUAUCUAGAAAAUACACACUCUCGUGCAAAGUGUCCAAUAUAAGAGAAACAUAUUUAAAAUAUUUGCAUCUAUAACUCAUUGAGCUCUCAUUCGACUUUAUCUUAAGUGUUUCUCUCUCUCUCUCUCUCUCUCUCUCUCUGC
Molecule: messenger RNA, 3743 nt
Organism: Nylanderia fulva
Lineage: Eukaryota; Metazoa; Arthropoda; Insecta; Hymenoptera; Formicidae
Product: sorting nexin-13
Cellular component (GO): early endosome
Molecular function (GO): phosphatidylinositol binding
Source: RefSeq, a predicted model, not a curated record